Messenger RNA from Diaporthe amygdali, 1794 nucleotides. RefSeq lists its product as uncharacterized. Gene Ontology annotation, molecular function: protein binding. The coding region runs from base 1 to 1794 and encodes 597 amino acids. Lineage: Eukaryota; Fungi; Ascomycota; Sordariomycetes; Diaporthales; Diaporthaceae. The transcript has a single exon. The record is from RefSeq and is a predicted model, not a curated record.
AUGCCUAAACUUUGCCCAUGGGAAGACACAAUUUUCCUGUCCGCAGUCAGUGGACAGACCGCGGACCUCCAGGCAGAACUGGACAAGGGCCAAAAAGUGGAUUCGCGCGACUUGGAAUAUGGUCGAACAGCUUUAUCUUGGGCUGCCGAGCAAGGGCAUAGCGAUAUCGUACAACUUCUUCUGGAAAGGGGUGCUGAUGCUGAUGCGCCGGAUAGCAUCGACGGUAAAACACCGAUCAUGCAUGCUGCAUCUUACGGGUACGAAGCUGUGGUCAGACUCUUGCUGGAGGCCAACGCCUCUUGUCAGAUUUCCGAAAUAUUUGGGAGGACGCCGCUGACCUUCGCUGCUAAAAACGGAAAUGCCUAUAUAGUCGAAAUUAUACUUAAGGCAGGGGCUGAUAUAAACGUCCGGGAGCGGCGUUCUGGGGAAAGUCCGUUGUUGCAGGCCACGAAAGGAGGGCACGAGAAUGCCGUGAAGUUUUUGUUGGAAAGUGGCGCCGAGGUCGACCUCGGGGACCAACGAAACCAAACGCCCUUGAUCUGGGCAGCUAAAAAGGGGUAUGAGAGUGCCGUGAAGUUGCUGCUGGAAAGCGGUGCCGCGGUGGACGUCGAGGAUGAAACCGAGAGGACGCCGAUAGAAUGGGCUGCGAUCAAGGGACAUGAGGGCAUCGUCAGGCUCUUGUCCGAGCAUUUGAAAUCCAUAAACGCAGACGAGUUCGGGUGGGUACCCAGACCGUUGGCUUGUGCGGUGGAAGGAGGCCGUGAUGUAAUCGCUCAGUACUUGAUGGGUAUAGCGCCCCAGGAGGCCUGGUACGACUCGGCUGUGGGCGCUGCAGCAAGCACGUCACGGGCAUCUGACUUACUGCGAACACUGCUGGAAAGAAGAGAAGCAGAAAUGCGCGUGAAGGAUAGUGGGGUAAAUGACUUACUACUCUCGGCUGCAACCAGUGGCUGUGAAGAGCAGGUCAAGAUCCUUCUCACCCAGGUGACAGAUCCGGACCUCCAGGACGAAGACGGAAGAACAGUCUUGUCUUUAGCCGCCGAGAACGGCCUGUUAGAUGCUGUGGGGGUGAUGCUCAAGUUGGGGACCGUCAAUGCGGACUUGGCUGAUGAAUGUGGCCGGACACCGCUUUCAUGGGCUGCAGAGAAAGGUCAUGCUCAGGUGGUCAGGCUACUGAUCGAAGAAGAUGUCGAUCCAGACUCUACAGAUAAGAGAGGACGGACACCGCUAUUAUAUGCAAUUGAAGCGGGACAUGAAGCAAUCGUUUCUCUGCUCCUGGAAAGGCCCGUGGAUGCCGGUAGGGUCGAAGAAGGCGAGGACUAUGAACGAAGUCUACUCGCCGUUGCUGCAGAGCUUGGCCAUAGAGCCAUAGUGGAGAUGCUGCUGGCAAAGAACGUUCGUAUAGAAGCCGACUACGACCAUUGCACGCCUUUGAUGCUCGCGCUCGACAACGGGCAUGAGAAUGUGCUCAAGCUGCUGGUGGAACAUGGCGCCGACCCGUACUCUGAUGUGUACUUUGACGACUCGGCUCCCCUGACGCUCGCGGCAGAGCGCGGUCUCGAGGAGACGGUAGCACUAUUCCUUCGACAGAAGGCCACAUCCGAAGAAACCAAGAAAGACCAUGCCUGGACCGCGUUGGGGUAUGCUUCGGCGGAGGGCCACGCCGGCGUGGUCAAAUUAUUACUCGAGCAAUAUCCUUCCCAAGAGAUGGAGGUUUUCUCGGCAUGUGAAUCGGCAGAGAUGCAUGGGCAUGAGGAGAUAGUUCGUCUCUUGGAACAGCACUCGAUUGAGUAG